Arabidopsis arenosa is the source of this 983-nucleotide messenger RNA. NCBI's taxonomy places the organism in Eukaryota, Viridiplantae, Streptophyta, Magnoliopsida, Brassicales, Brassicaceae. The record is from the annotation of a GenBank genome assembly.
UCAUCGUAAACAUUUCACACUCACUCAAGAUAGUAAAGAAACAAUGGCGUCUUCUCUUCCUACAUUGCCUCAAGCCUUACCUUCUUCGUCAACCAAAACUUCUUUCUCCUUGGCUACCUUCAGAUCUCCUUUCCUAAGAUUCAAUGGUUCCACUUCCUUCAUCCCCUCCUCUAUCUCCCUCACUUCACGUGGUACAUCCUCCAUGACCAUCAUCCCACGUGCUGCAGCCGAAGAAUCCGACUCUAACGAAGCCUUAGCCAACACUACCUUCCACGGUCUCUGCUAUGUCUUGAAAGACAACAUAGACACCGACCAGAUCAUCCCAGCAGGAGCCGCUUGCACCUUCCCAUCAAACCAGCAAGAGCGUGAUGAGAUCGCUGCUCACGCUCUCUCGGGUCUCCCAGACUUCCACAAAACACGGUUCGUUGAGCCAGGAGAGAACAGAUCAAAGUACUCAAUCAUAAUCGGUGGAGAAAACUUUGGUUGUGGAUCGUCACGUGAACACGCUCCAGUCUGUCUAGGAGCAGCUGGAGCUAAAGCCAUAGUUGCUGAAUCCUACGCAAGGAUCUUUUUCCGUAACUCGGUGGCUACAGGAGAAGUGUUUCCGCUGGAGUCAGAGGUUAGAGUCUGUGAGGAGUGUAAGACAGGAGACACGGUGACGAUCGAGCUAGGUGAUAGUGGUGGUUUAUUGACUAAUCACACAACCGGGAAAAACUAUAAGCUGAAGUCGAUCGGUGAUGCGGGACCGGUGAUUGAUGCUGGUGGUAUUUUUGCUUACGCGAGGAUGAUGGGAAUGAUUCCAUCAUUGGCUUAAUCCUCUUCCACAACCAUGAUGGUGUUGUUGUAUGCAUAACUCUUUAUAUUUGAUGAAUAUGUGUGUUUAGAGUUCUCUAUUUUCUUACUUUUCUGUUUGUUUGAUUUGGUGUUGUUGUAGUUACCUAAAGAAUAAGAAAUCAAAAGCCAAAUAGACCAACAUGUUCCAA